Molecule: messenger RNA, 1839 nt
Organism: Kazachstania africana CBS 2517
Lineage: Eukaryota; Fungi; Ascomycota; Saccharomycetes; Saccharomycetales; Saccharomycetaceae
Exons: 1
Coding region: 1-1839 (612 amino acids)
Biological process (GO): clathrin-dependent endocytosis; vesicle budding from membrane; clathrin coat assembly
Cellular component (GO): clathrin-coated pit; clathrin-coated vesicle
Molecular function (GO): SNARE binding; clathrin heavy chain binding; phosphatidylinositol-4,5-bisphosphate binding
Source: RefSeq, a predicted model, not a curated record
AUGACUACAUAUGUGAAAUUGGUUAAAGGUGCCACCAAAAUCAAAUUGGCGCCUCCAAAACAAAAGUAUAUCGACCCCAUUUUAUUAGGAUCUGCAAGUCCACGUGAUUUCCAGGAGAUCGUAAGUGCUUUAAGUUCAAGAUUGUCCGACACUGCAUGGACAGUUGUCUAUAAGACAAUUAUUGUCAUUCAUCUAUUAAUUAGAGAGGGUGAAAAAGACAGAACACUAGAAUAUUUCUCAGAAGACUUGAGUGUAUUCCAAUUGAGAGACAACUUCCAAGCUUUAAAAGGUGGAUCCAGUGACGUAAGGGCUUUAGAACGAUAUUCAAAUUAUAUCAAAAUUAGAUGUAAAGAAUAUGGUAACAUUAGAGUGGAUUACGUUAGAGAACAUCAUAACUCUUUGAAAUCAAUUAUUAAUAAUACGCAGGACAUAAGAGCGGUGGAAAGAGCUUUAGAUCAUGUUGAAUCGUUAGAGACGCAAAUUUCUGCCUUAAUCAAAAAUAAAUAUUCACAAUUCGAAUUAAACAAUGAAUUGAUAUUAUAUGGAUUCAAAUUGCUUGUAUUCGAUCUUUUACAGCUUUACAGCGCAUUAAAUGAAGGUAUCAUUACUUUACUGGAGGCAUUUUUUGAAUUGACACAUGGUAAUGCGGAAAGAACCUUAGAUCUUUAUAAAAAAUUCGUCGAAUUAACUGAAUACGUAGUGAAAUACCUAAAGACAGGCAAAUCCAUCGGUUUAAAGAUUCCUGUCAUCAAGCAUAUUACCACUAAACUGGUCAGAUCGUUAGAAGAACAUUUGAAAGAAGAUGAAAAUACGCAUAACACUUUUAAUAACAGUAAUAACUUGGAAAAUCAAGAACCCAUUGAUACUAAUGCCUUUGCACAACGAAGAUUGAAUGAGGUAAGAGAACAAAAAAAGAAACUGGAACAACAAUUGCAUACACAACAACAAAUCCUAAUGUCUCCUACCGCUUCGCAACAACUUUAUAAUCCAUUUGCUCCACAAUCAACUAACGCUGCUCUUGUGACUAGCGCAAGUCAACCACAGUUCAAUCAAGCGCAACCACAAAAUCUUUUACCAUCUCAGCUAGUUACGACUAAUCCAUUCAUGAACGGCGUGACCCAAACACAUCAACAACAGCAGCAACCAGUGAUGGCCACAUUUGCAUCCAAUACGACCGGGUUCCCAGGUACUAUGGCCAGCGAACCUUCGCAACACCUACAACAGGUUGCAACGCUCCCUACUUCGAUGACACAACCUCAUAUGUUGGGCACUUCCAUAACGGGCUCAAAUUUACCCGUUCAACUGCAAUUUACACAGCCUGCACAAAUGCAACAUUUCCCUCAACCUAUACAACCUUCAAUGACUCAGCCAUUGCCAAUUCUGCCGAAUGAGUUUUCCGUAAAACCAGCUUCAACGAUUCAGACCUCUAAUAUUGGCUCUUUCAACACUGGAAAGGCAGGAAAUGCGAUGCCUCUGGAGCCACUUGUUACGGGAUCAAAGAAUCCAUUCUCCUUACAAAACAUUGACAGAGAAAGGCGCCAACAAGAACAAGUAAACCCUUUCUCAAGGACAAAUUACACAGAACAAGAUGACCAUCCAUUAAAUCACAACCCAUUUGCCCAACAAGGGUUACGGACAGGCACUGUUUUAACUUCCAAUAGCAACGUCGUAUCUCAACCAUUGUAUCAAUCACAAACAUAUAAUCCAUUCCAACAACAGCAACAACAACAACAAAUACAACAACAGCAAAUACAACAGCAACAAGUGCAACUUCAGCAACAGCAAUUCCAGCAAGAACAACAACAGCAACAAUCGUAUCCUAAUCUAAUCGAUAUAUAA